Papaver somniferum (opium poppy) is the source of this 5116-nucleotide messenger RNA. Its product is annotated as pentatricopeptide repeat-containing protein At5g39710-like. Gene Ontology annotation, molecular function: protein binding; RNA endonuclease activity. The transcript has 11 exons. The record is from RefSeq and is a predicted model, not a curated record. Lineage: Eukaryota; Viridiplantae; Streptophyta; Magnoliopsida; Ranunculales; Papaveraceae. Bases 3552 to 4367 code for a protein of 271 amino acids.
CUAAACUGAGGCAGGUAAUGCACAGAUUUAGAUCAAUAACUUGAUGAUAUGACUAGUGCAGGUAUUGCUAAAGUGUACAGCAGCAUCAACUAUGGUGGUGCAUCUGCAUUUGCAGCAAACUUCUCUAAUCAACAAGGUAUGUUCUCAUUGUGUUCCUUCAAAAACCCUAAUUUGGAUAAGAAAAAUGGUCAACAUGGGUCAAUCCAGAAACUAUUCAUCAUCUUCAAGAUCAAAGGAUUGUUUUCUGUAUCAGUUUAAGAAUAAUGUCUGUGGUGGUUCAUCAGGUGUUUGUAUUAAUUCCAAUGAGAAAAGAAAGAUUUUUAUUGGUUUGUCGAAAAUUAUUAAACAUGGACAUGGUUGUGUUCUGAGGGAUUUUUCAUUAGGUGAUAAUCAAUUUUGGCCAUUUAAUCUUGUAGAGAUUAUGAAAUUAUUCGAUGAUUCAAUUUUGUCGCUGGCAUUUUUUAAAUUUGUUUGUGUAAAUGAUUCUGAUUUUGGUAGUGAUAGCUCCAUUAGGUUGUAUUGUGAAUUAGCUCAUGUUUUAGCUUCACAAGAUAUGAGGUAUCUGUCACAAGAUGUGAUUUGUGUUGUGGUGAAGAGAAUUGGAGUAGAUCGUAGCCGUGAAUUGAUUGAUCUAAUGUGGAAGAGACGCGAACACUAUUUAUAUGAGUCUGAUUUUUCGGUUCUUGAUUCGCUAAUGAGGGGGUUUAUGAAGGCUGGUUUGGUUAGGAAUGCAUUGGUGGUUUUGGAUAAAAUAAGGGAGGAGGGAUUGGUACCGAGUUUGUCUGCUACGGGUAUUCUUUUCAGAAUGUUGAUUGCUGUUGGUGAUUUUAGUACUGUUUGGAGUUUGUUCAGAGAUAUGGUUGUCAAAGGGCCGAGGAUUUCAACUAAUGAGUUUAAUGUUAUGUUGGAUGGGUUUUGUGGGGAAGGGUGUUUUCAAGUGGUGGUGAGUUUGUUUUAUCUGAUGGGUAAAUUUGGGUGUGAGCCAGAUGCGUUUUCGUAUAACAUUCUGAUCAAGACUUAUUGUACUGACGGACGAUCUUCUGAAGCUUUGGCGUGGGUGAGGGAAAUGAUUGAAAAUGGUUGCGGUCCGAAUGUGGUUACGUUUAAUACAAUUAUCGAUUCCUUCUGUAAGCAGGGAAACAUGGUAGAAGCAAGAAGGUUGUUCGAUCAGAUUCAGGAGAGGGAUAUUAAUCCAACUACCGUCACCUAUAAUACGCUCAUUAAUGGGUAUGUGAAGGCUCGGGAGAUUCGACUAGAAGGUGAAAGGUCUACCUGCUGAUGGUGUAACUAUAAACACUAUGAUCCACGGGCACUGCAAGUUUGGUCGGGAAGAAGAUGGUGAGAGAUUGUUGGGGAAUGUUUCUGUUGCAGGUCUGUUUCCUUUGACAGAUAUUUCAGUUGCUGGGUUAUGUUGGGCUGGUCAACUAGAUGAUGCGAUGGGGUUGUUACAAGACAUGCUCCAAAAGGGAAUGCCUCCAAGCGUUGUUGCUUUUAACUCGAUCAUUGCUGGUUAUAGUAAAGCAGGGAGAGAAGAUAAAGCCUUUGAAGUGUAUAGGUCAAUGGCGGAAUUUGGUUUAACCCCAUCGUCCUGUACUUGCAGUUCUCUUCUUCUGGGUUUGUCAAAUAGGGGAAUGCUUCAAGAGGCCGGGGAGCUUCUUGAUAAAAUGGUAAAUAAGGGAUUUCCGAUUAAUAGAGUUGCUUCUACUGUUCUUCUAGAUGGGUAUUUCAAUAGUGGAGACCUUAUAAGAGCGCAUAAAUUGUGGGGUGAGAUGAAGAGUAGACGGAUAUGUCCUGAUGUGGUCGCCUUUUCAGCCUUUAUAGAUGGACUUUCUAAUGCAGGUCGUAUGGAGGAGGCUUACGAGGCCUUUGAAGAUAUGUUGAGAAGAGGUAUCACCCCGAACAACUUCACUUACAACUCUUUAAUUGGCGGCUUCUGUAAUUGUGGCAAAGUGGACUAUGCGUUGAAGUUGGAGAAAGAAAUGAGACAAAAUGGGCUUAUUCCAGAUAUUUUUAAUACUAAUAUGAUUAUUAAUGGGUUUUGCAAACAGGGUAGUAUGAAGGCGGCAAAUAAUACUUUCAUGCACAGAUUCGGACAGAACCCAGAUAUAGUCACAUACAAUACUUUGAUUAGUGGAUAUAUUAAGGCCUUCGACCUGGUAAAUGCUGAGGACUUCCUAGCUAAGAUGUGGGAUAGCGGAUGGCAGCCUGAUAUUAUCUCGUACAAUACAUGGAUCCAUGUGUUUUGUAGUAGCCGUAAAAUUGUUCAAGCUGUGAGGAUGCUGGAUGAGCUAAUUGCAUCGGGUUUUAUUCCUAAUACAGUUACAUGCAAUACCAUGGUGAAUGGUGUUUGCUGUGACAUACUAGAGCGUGCUAUGAUACUUACUGCAAAAUUACUUAAGAUGGCAUUUGUUCCAAAUGUCGUAACGGUAAAUACAUUGCUGUCUCAAUUUCGUAGGCAUGGGUUGCCGCAGAUGGCCUUGAUGUGGGGACAUAAGCUAUAUUUAGUGUCUUUCCCAUUUGAUCAUGUUACUUAUACGAUACUGCAGAGCACUAAGUGGGACUCACUGCAAGAUGCAGAGAUUGUGAAAGAGUCACCAGGGGAAGCCAUAGUGGUUGACUUUCUCAUGCACAUUACGUUUGAUUACAUAGCAAAAGAUAUGUCUUACCGGGAUAAGAACCAGCGUUAUUUAUCAGAAAUAUGUGAUCACAAUCUUUUGGCUCUUGGGAAAUGAAAUUAGUAGUACAGUUAUUUGUCAGUCAGCUAUCCACGGGUUAAAGGCCUGCAGUUUGGUCAUGACACCCAAUUAUUGGAGAAGAUUGAGUAUUCUUUUGGUCAAGAAGUUGAGGCGUAACAUUGACACUUGCUUUUCUAGUCGGAACUGCAGCCUCCCACCUUAUGCUCCGUUAAUCUUAUUUGUAUGGGAGAAUAUAUAUAACAAAAUCUAGACUACUGAGACUCAUCCGAAGCUGCAUUGCUGCUUUCCUGACGGAAUGAUCGGUUGCAGAAACUGCACAACUUUCGCCUGCAAUGUAAAAUAGAAUGCUACAAGGGAUUUUGCUUUGCCUCUCUCCAGUUUGGGUUCUUUUACACUUGCUUUGCCCCUCAUGUGUCUGGGAAAUUUUUGAUCCAGAACUGCAUUACUAUUGCAGUACUGGUAAUGCUUUAAUCUGUUCAUGGAAGUAUGUGGCAGAAGUUUAUGAGCAAGUGCUCCAGAAUUCAGACCGGGGUAAUAAGUAUUGUUGCUGUGACAGGACAGAAGUCAGUGUUUACUAAAAGUUAUCGAAGUAUUUGUUCUGGAAAAGAUCUUUGGAUUGAUUUAGCCGCUGAAUAUUGUCCUGCUCUUAAAGUUCUGCCCAGUGGCAAGGUCGGCUUACACAGACGACCUAAAUCACAAAGAUCAUUUCAUAAGCUUGGAGUACUUUAGGCGAAUUUGUUUAGGCAUGUAGCACCACUAUCACUUACUCAGUUUGUUUCUUUCAUCUCGGUUCUUCUUCAAAUCAACAGAAUCAAGUUCCAGACAUCCAGAGAUUCUGCUCGCGCAGAGAAUAGAAUGCUAAACACAAUUACAUAUCUAUCUGAAAUGUGUUGCAGAAUUCUACAGAGAAAAGAGAUGGAGGGUUUGAUCAAGGGUAUUCUGGAUGUAGCAUUAGGUGAUCGAGACAACAACAACAAAGAAGAAUCUUCUAAUGGUCAAGACAGAGAUGAAAGAUCUAGAUCAACAUGGGCACAAGUUGUCUCUGGAGAUGAUGAUCAGGAAGAUACAACAACCAAAACACCACCAAAUCGUAGUCAAGGUUGGAAUAGGAAGGAAGAGGUAGACAGGAAAGAAGAAAGAAGUGAGGAAUGGGAGAGUGCUGGAGGGCGACAUUCUCAACAGGCUGCAUAUGGGGGAAAUGACCAAUAUGAAGGUGCUCAAACUGAUUGUAACCAGAACAAAUGGAAUAGAAAGGAGGAACAAGAGGAAAAUAGUGAAGGGUGGGAGACUGUUGGGAAAAAACCUGCAAGGAGGCCUCAGAUAUGGAAAGACCAUAAUCAUGGAUAUAAUCGGCCACCAAGUGAGCAAGAAUACGCGGAUGAUGUUGGCCAUGGUUCUAAUAUCGAACCAUCAAGAGAAGAGCUUGCUGAUCUCUCACAAGGUUGUAAUAAGCUUUGGGAACUUGAUUCGAACCGUUUAGUGCCAGGAAAGGACUAUGAGAUUGUCUGUGGUGAGGGGAAGAAAGUGUACCAAAACGAUGAUAUCGCACAAGGAAGUUUAUUUGAUUGGCUUAGUGAAGACAUAUUCAGGAAGCCUACUUAUUCUCGUUUCUGUUCUCUUUUGGAUAAUUACAAUCCCGUUGUAGGGUCUAAAGAACAAGUCUCAGCUUAAGAGAAGCAAGAGGAAGCUGCAUUUAUAGAGGAGAUUAGUAGAACUGGACCAAUCCAAUAUCUUCACAAGUAUCUCACUUGCAAGGGCAUCGUUUCUGAUGAUAACCAAGAAUUCAAGAGAAUGUUGAGUGAUUUAUGGUUUGGUCUUUAUGGAAGAGGAGGUUCUUCCAGUAGUUCAUCUGCUUUUGAACAUGUUUUUGUUGGAGAAAUCAAGACUCAAGGGGAAGACCAAGUGACAGGAUUCCACAACUGGCUUCAGUUCUACCUAGAGGAAUCAGAAGGAAGAGUUGAUUAUCAAGGUUAUAUUUUCCCACGAAGACGUGGGGAAACCCCGGACUCUGAAACCCAGUUGCUUGCAAUUCAGUUUGCAUGGAAUGGUGUUCUGAAGGCUGUCUCGAGCACAUUCGUUGGAGUUAGUCCUGAGUUUAAAUUGCAUUGUAUACAUUGUGUUUCUUCGCUGGUGGAGAGGAAAACCAUAUUCAAAUCGGACCCUACCCUGUCAACAUCAAGUGCUAUCGAUUAGGGAAUGACAAGAUCGGUUCUGCAUUUCCAAUAGCAGAAUGUUGAAGUCUAUGUGACAAGCGUCAUAUAUUUUUAUUGUUAUCGCUAUAUAUACAGAAAUGUAAGAAACUAUGUCAACGUGUGUAUUAAGUGCCAACCUCUUUUAAAGGUUGCAGUCUGACAGAAACUUCUUAAAUGACGUGAUUUCAAAUGCAAUAUUUCCUUAGAAAUGUACUCCGUUUACUCUGA